Molecule: messenger RNA, 1789 nt
Organism: Closterium sp. NIES-67
Lineage: Eukaryota; Viridiplantae; Streptophyta; Zygnematophyceae; Desmidiales; Closteriaceae
Source: the annotation of a GenBank genome assembly
CUUACUGCACUUCGCAUCCAGCAUCAGAAUAGCUCCUGAUAGUAGACGCUCGCGCUAGGAGCUCUUGCUGGUCUAGAGUUCAAAUUCAGGCUGAUCAGCGCAUUAUUACUCACGCAAUUCAAGUUGCGAGUUCUUCUUACGGUUGCCUCACUACAAGCUCUCCUACUCAGUGCCUUAUAGAACCCGCUCUGUGCGUGCACACUCCAGCCUGUUCGAGCUUUCAACUGCUUUUCUCGCUAGUAGCUUCGGGAGUCAAUAUGGCAGGAUCUGCGAUGGUCGUAGAGAGCUCUUUUCUAUCGUCGGCUAACCUCUUCAAGCCUAAGCUUCACUCGGACUCUUACGAGCUCGGAGUCGUUCUCGACAACUCGCUUCAGUCGCUCUCCGCGAAACCGGGGAGUGGCGUCAGCACCUCACGAAAGCCGCGUGUCACGAAAUGGGGUCUUCCCUGGGCGACUGGUAACCACGAAAUGAAACGCAUGGAUCUUGACACGGGUGGCGGCCUUGUUCACCAGGAUCAUCAGGAUCAUUAUGACAUGCGGGGAUCUGACGGAUUCAAGCUGCUGCCAGGAGGGACGCUUCCACUGAACGAAUCAAGUGCUGACAGUCGCGGCGUCGUCAUGCCAAGCUUCUUGGCGGAAGCGGGACGCAUUCAGGUUCUCCAGUCGUCCCCACCAUCGGCUGGACGAGCGGGAAUGAUCGACGGCGAGAUUCAGCGGCUCAUUCGGGAGAUGCGACUGGAGGAUCCGUUUUACGUCAUGGACAUCGGCGAGAUCGUCCGUCUUUUUACGGGCUGGACGGCCGCCUUUCCCCGGGUCCAGCCUUUCUACGCGGUGAAGUGCAACCCAUCCCCGCUACUCGUCUCCGUGCUUGCCGCUCUGGGAGCGGGAUUCGACUGCGCGAGCAAGGCCGAGAUUUCUCAGGUUCUGAGCAUGGGUGUGUCGCCUGACAGCAUCAUUUUCGCCAACCCCUGCAAGAUGCCGUCGCACAUCACCUUCGCCUCGGAAAUGGGUGUCCGUGCGACGACGUUCGACUCCGAAUCCGAGCUUGUCAAGGUGCACGCGUUGAAUCCCUCCGCCGUGCUGCUGCUCCGUCUGCAAGCCAACGACUCCACGGCUCGCUGCAACCUCGGCGUCAAGUACGGCGCGCUCAUGCACGAGGUGCCGUCCCUCCUCGCCGUCGCCUCGCGCCUCAAGCUUCACGUGGUGGGAGUUUCCUUCCACGUCGGAAGCGGCGCGGCCGACCCGCUGCCUUCACCCGCGCCAUCGCCGCGGCGCGCCAAGUGUUCGACAUGGCCGCUGACGUGGCACGAGCGGCGGACAUGCCUGUCAUGUCGGUGCUUGACGUGGGUGGCGGGUUCACAGCACCUGGCACAGGAUGCUCCGGCGGCAUGCCUUUCGCCGCGGCUGCUAACGCGAUCAACUCGGCGCUCGACCGCUUCUUCCCGGAGGCGAGCGGCGUGGCGGUGAUCGCGGAGCCGGGCAGGUACUUCGCCGAGACGCCCUCCACGCUCGCCGCGUGCGUCUUCGGGCGGCGCGUGCGCGGCGAGCGGCGCGAGUACUGGAUCAACGACGGGCUGUACGGCUCCAUGAACUGCGCGCUCUACGACCACGCCACGCUGCGCGCGCCCGCUUGCGCGCGCAUCCGCUUCCGCGUCCGACGGGUCUUCCGCGGACGGCGGCCUGGACUGCGGAGAGGUUGAGGUUAUUGACGUGAGCGGCGGCGGCAGCGGCGGCGGCGGGUUUGAGAAGGCGGAGGUUAGGGAGGGCCUGCCCCCAGAGGCGGAGUGCGG